This is a messenger RNA of Sesamum indicum (sesame), 644 nucleotides long. The record is from RefSeq and is a predicted model, not a curated record. Lineage: Eukaryota; Viridiplantae; Streptophyta; Magnoliopsida; Lamiales; Pedaliaceae.
AUUGUGGAUUGGAACAAAUGGUUUGCUGAUAAUAUUGUUUCAAUGCCUAGUGGAUUAAUCUUGUUUUAAAUUCGGUUUGAGUGACGUGGUUUACGAAAAUCGAAUUUUUUUGUUUGCUGGAUCUCUGUUCAUCAUUCGUGGUUGCUGAAGGAAGAACUGGAUUAGAGUUCCCACGCAUAUGACUGCUGCUUCUCGUGCGUUAGUUAGCAAAUUCAGGCCCAUCGGUGCUUCAGGAGGAAGAUGGGUUGGCACAGUGACUCCCAGGAAAGGAACAAAUGAUAAUGCUGGUGAAGCGAGUGUGGAGAAGGAGAAGGCUGAACCGAUUGUUGCUUUCAGCAGGCCACCGACACUUCCCCCGUUUCUCGGAACAUUGGUUGCUCUCUCAGUGCUGGAAUCAUGGACUAAGAGGGAUAGCAAUGAUGAUUGACAGGUGACAUGAAAGCCUUUCCUUCUAGUGAUUGGUAAUGGUUCUGUCAUGGAUGUCAAGAACCUUUGUAUAUAUCCUCUACUUGUAGGAACUGAGAAAAUAAAACUUAGAAGUGUAAUAGAAUGAAGUUAGGAGUUGUUACCUGACUGUGAAGCUAUUCACUGCAUGUUAAGAAUCUUUGCUAGGUAGUAAAAUAUCUUGAGGGUGAUGCUGAGAA